Molecule: messenger RNA, 6102 nt
Organism: Coregonus sp. 'balchen'
Lineage: Eukaryota; Metazoa; Chordata; Actinopteri; Salmoniformes; Salmonidae
Source: the annotation of a GenBank genome assembly
GUCCUCUCACUAGGCCCAGAUGUCCUACCAGAGUACAAGCUCCAGACCCCCCGCAUCCAUAAAUGGACCAUCCUGCACUAUAGCCCCUUCAAGGCGGUGUGGGACUGGGUCAUCCUGCUCCUGGUCAUCUACACAGCCAUCUUCACCCCCUACUCAGCGGCCUUUCUCCUCAGUGACCAGGAGGAGGCGGCCAUGCAGACCUGUGGUUACUGCUCUCCACUGAACGUGGUGGACCUCAUAGUGGACAUCAUGUUCAUCGUUGACAUCGUCAUCAACUUCAGGACGACAUACGUCAACACCAACGAUGAGGUGGUCAGCCAGUCGCAGCGGAUUGCCGUGCACUACUUCAAAGGGUGGUUCCUCAUAGACAUGGUGGCGGCUAUCCCCUUUGACCUGCUCAUAUACCGCUCUGGAGAAGAGGUGAGGAGACCUGGGUGUAGUGGUUUUUAAUGCCCUAAAAGUCUCAUUGUUGUAACUAUCCAACUGCUGCUGCGAUCGUCUGUUUUAAGAGUCUCUGCAAUAUUUUCUUUCUACUUUCUUCUUUCUUAACUAAACUGACACAUAGUGAUAAUAAUCAAAAUAACUUGGUUGUAUGGCUGGGUGUUCUGCAUGUGUGAAUGACCUGUCUUGGACAACUUUCUUACCUGUACCCUUUAAGACAACAACCCUGAUUGGCCUGUUGAAGACUGCUCGGCUGCUGCGAUUGGUGCGCGUAGCUCGGAAGCUGGAUAGAUACUCUGAGUACGGAGCGGCUGUCCUCUUCCUCCUCAUGUGCACCUUUGCCCUCAUUGCUCAUUGGCUGGCCUGUAUCUGGUACGCAAUUGGUAACGUGGAGCGUGCAGGAGCAGCCCGGAUUGGCUGGUUGGACUCUCUGGGGGACCAUCUCGGAAAGCCCUACAAUCAGACUAUACCAGGGUCAGGUCCCUCCAUCAGGGACAAAUAUGUCACAGCACUCUACUUUACCUUCAGUAGUCUGACCAGCGUGGGCUUUGGGAACGUCUCCCCUAACACCAACUCUGAGAAGAUCUUCUCUAUUUGUGUAAUGCUCAUCGGCUGUAAGUCCCAAUUAUAAACCAGCAAUACACAAAUAAGUCUUGCUUAAUACACACGUUAUGCUUCUGUUAACACAUGAUUGGAAAUUUGACAACACAUGGAUGGGUAAUGUGCAAUGUAAGGAUUAUGUGUAUUGGACCAAUUGGACAGCCACAUCUUGUGCCCACUGUCCAAGGCAAUUCUUCCCCAGGGAAGAUUAUGUCAAUUUUAUUGCAUCUUAUUUAAUAAUAUAAAACACUACAUUUUGAUUACAGGCACAAAAUCUUCAUGUUUUUCUAGGAUUAUAAUAUUACAUGCUUAUUUUGGGGGGAAUAUGCUCAGUCCUCUCUAUUCUCUCUGUGUGUCUACAGCUCUCAUGUAUGCCAGCAUUUUUGGUAACGUGUCCGCCAUCAUCCAGCGGCUGUACUCCGGCACGGCUCGCUACCACACCCAGAUGCUGCGGGUUCGAGAGUUCAUCCGCUUCCACCAGAUCCCCAACCCACUGAGGCAGCGGCUGGAGGAGUACUUCCAACAUGCCUGGUCUUACACUAACGGCAUUGAUAUGAAUGCUGUGAGUCAUACACACACUUGUGCGAACACACACACGCAUACACACACAGCUACUUGUUUUGGUAAUGUAAGUGUGGCGAAAUGGACACAUUUAAGUAGGAAAAAGGCAACACACAGUGGUCGACACAAAGACAAACCAACUGAUGUGUCUCCACUCCUCUAUGUCGUCCAGGUGCUGAAGGGCUUCCCAGAGUGCUUACAGGCUGAUAUCUGCCUGCACCUCAACCGCACCCUGCUGCAGAACUGUAAGGCCUUCAAGGGCUCAACUAAGGGCUGCCUGCGGGCCCUGGCCAUGAGGUUUAAGACCACCCAUGCCCCGCCGGGCGACACCCUGGUCCAUGCCGGUGACGUCAUCUCAGCCCUCUACUUCAUCUCCCGUGGCUCCAUAGAGAUCCUGAGAGGGGAUGUGGUGGUGGCCAUCCUGGGUAGGAUAUCAUCUGAACUGCAUUUCCAUAUUGCACAAUAAAGAUUUCCUUGAUUUUAAUUGACUUGACUUGCAGUGGCUUUUAACCUGUACUGUAUAUUGUUGCAGAGGCUUUUAACCCAGUAUCUCUAAUCUCCUCCACUCCUUGAGAGAUGCCUCCAUAGCCCUCCGCAAUGUUUAGUCUAACAGCCUCAUCUAGUGGUUGCUAUGGGUUAGUCACAAGAAUAUGAGAGAGCACAUCCACUCAGAAACCUUGUAGAUCGCUUUAAAUUAACACAGAAAAAGUAAAUUAGAUAUUGAUUAAUAACACAUUGUCUCUGAAUAUCCACAAUAUCAGAAGCAUAUAAUGUAUCCAUUUUGAGCAUAUAUUAAAUAGAUAUGGUAUCAUCAAUGUAUCUUCUCCUGUGCAUCCAGUAAACAAUCUCUCCUUUCCCCCCUGCAGGUAAGAAUGACAUCUUUGGAGAGCCCAUUAACUUGUAUGCCCGUCCAGGGAAGUCCAAUGCAGAUGUGAGGGCUCUGACCUACUGUGACCUCAAUAAGAUCCACAGGGAGGACAUGCUGGAGGUGCUGGACAUGUAUCCUGAGUUCUCUGACUAUUUCUGGGGGAACCUGGAGAUCACGUUCAACCUUCGGGAUGUGAGUGGGCUUUUUGUUACAUAAUUUUGCCUCUAAUGCCUUGCUAAAAACAUCACAUUCAGGGGAAUUUACUGUCUCUUAUCUUUGAGUUUGAUUAUUAGAAUUCAAAUUAUUUAACUAAAUAAAUCAUUCUAUUUCUUCUCACUUUAAUAAUUUUUUCAGGCUGCCACGGUAGCUGGCUCAAUAAGCAGUGAGGACUCUGAUCAUUGUGGAGUCAGCUGUCGUAUUCGCAGACAAAAACUGUCCCUCAGUCGCAGCUUGGACAGAGGUGUGGUACCCUGUUAGUCAAGUACUCUGGGUAGCACAUGGCUAGAUUAGAUCAUGAUGUGUAAUUCAGUUUGAUUUUAGUAAAGCCAUUCAAUUUGCAUUAAUCACACUUGCUUCAAUUAGACAAGUCUGUUCUAUCCACUCUAUAGAUGCGUCCCAAAGUGCACCCUAUUCCCUAUAUAGUGCAUUACCCUAUGGGCCCUGGUCAGAAGGACAAACCCUAUUUCUGCAUUCUAUGCCUCUCCUCACAGAUGCAGGGAAGACCAAUCCAUCCCAGAGACAUGUCCGCAGGGCCAGAGGCCAGAGCUCCAGAGCCCAGGGAGAUGGGCAGAACACAGAGUCUGAGGGCCUGAUGAGCUCAGCCUAUUCUCCUUCCUACUCCAGUGAAGAUGAGGAGUCAGUGUUAACCAGCCCUGUACAACCAACUUCACUAGUGGGGAUCCCCCAUAGUCAGACCACCAUCCUCAAUAUCAGCAGUGCUGUGGAGGAUGAGAUGAACCAGAAGACUGGCAAUACCUGCAAUCCUCUCUCAGGUAGACCAUGCCUCCAUCAGCACUACUCUUUUUUAAACCUUUGUCUUUGUGUUAGAUCUCAGUGAUGUUCUUUUUCUCAAUUUGAUGCACCGCAAUAAUAGCCUAGCAUGCUGCUAUUCAUGUCAGUGCUGUUACAGGCUUUGGUUUUUCAAUUUAAUAUUUCAAGGUUGGACGUUAGCACGUGGGGCACACCGAUUGGUGUCACCUCGUUAGACAGUCUGUAUUACACGUGUGCUGAUUGGUCAUCUUGUUAGAGGGACACCGUUUCACCUGUGCUGGCCCACGGUACAAGGGAAAACAUCCACCUUGGCAAUAACACAGUGAAAUGUAGCUCAACCGAGCUACACGCUCUCACAACAAAACAAUCACUCACAAAGACAAGGGGAACAGAGGGAACACUUAUACACAUACUAAUUAGGGGAAUGACCACCAGGUGUGUGUGAUUGUCAAGACAUGACAAGUGGAGUGAUGAGAAUGGGAGCGGCAGUAGCUAGUACUACAGUGACGACGAACGCCGAAGCCUGCCCGAACCAGGAGGGGGGCAGCCUCGGCGGAAGUCGUGACAUUUAGUGGGCACUCAUGGUGGGUGUCUUAGGUUCCAGUUGUUGUUGCUAGUCAACUUUCAGUGGACUCCCCCAUGAGUGUCUUUCAGAACCCCUCCUAGAACCCCACCUGUUUCGUUUUGGUUAAAGUGAUUUUCUUUGUUAGUUCCCUUUGUUGUGAGCGACUGAGUUUGUCUUGUGGGAACGUAACAGUACAGUAUACUGAAUGUUUCUGAUAGAGAUUCUGUAUGAGCUGGACUAGCUGUCUGUCUUACCUCCCUUGUUCUCCCUCUCGAUCAGGGGCUUUCUCAGGCGUCUCCAACAUCUUCCGUUUCUGGGGGGAGAGCCACGAGCAGCAGCAGUAUCAGGAGGUGCCCUGCCACUGCCUCCCCUCCCCUCCUCCUCCCCCUCUCCGCGCCGUCCUGAGCAACAUUAGCCGACGGCAGUGCAGCGAGCUGGAGAACAGGCUGGACCUGCUGCAGAGACAGCUCAACAGGUCGGAGAAUGUUGGGUCAAUGUUGGGUGAACGCUUGGGUUGAUUUUUAUUCUUGCUUGUGUCCCAAAUGGCACACUAUUCCAUAUUUAGUGCACUACUUUUGACCAGAGGCCAUAGUGCAGUAAUUUGACCAGAGCCCUACAGUAUGUAGGGUUCCAUUUGGGAUGCAACCAAUGACUUCCCAAACCUUUGGUUUUGGGAGGCUGUCUCCCUUUAACUGAGGGAUAAUGAGAUUACCCAAAUAACCAUUUACUGUUGUGACCUAUGGAACUUUAGCUAUGGUUGUAGUCUGACUAUUCUACUGUGGUCCCUCAGGAUGGAGUCACGGAUGUCCACAGACAUCAGGGCCAUCAUGCAGCUGCUCCAGAGACAGAUGGUGCUGGUGCCCCCGGCCUACAGCACAGUGUCCUCCGUCCCUGAACCGUCCCCAUCCCUCACCCCGAGACCUGCAGACUCAGAGACCCUGGCCUCCCUCUCACAGGUACUGUAUGUAUAGCACAUUUUGCAACUGGGCACACCAUCCAAGCAAAUGGGGGGGGGGGGGUAUUCUGUCUGUAAUAAUGCCCUUUCGUGAGGAAACUCAUUCUAAUUGGUUGGGCCUGGCUCCCCAGUGGGUGGGCCUGGCUGCCAAGUAGGCGCACCCAUGGCUGCGUCAUUGCCCAGUCAUGUGAAAUCCAUAGAUUACGGCCUAAUUUAUUUCAAUUGACUGAUUUCCUUAAAUGAACUGUAACUCAGUAAAAUCUUUGAAAUUGUUGCAUGUUGCGUUUUUUAUUUUUGUUCAGUAUAGAUUUAACCUGGUUAUUGAUUUAGCACAGUUGAUUUACUGAUUUACUGACAUUCUUUGUCGAUCGUAAUGUCACAAAGUGCAGUUGAGGUCAUGUCAUCAGUUUGAUAGCAGCACAUUUGUUUGAGAGAAUUUGUUUUCGUGUGAAAGCAUUGGAUUAAAGAUAACAAUAGCAUUUGAAUGUUGGAUGGAAGUCCACUAAGCCCACUGGGUGGUCUGGUCUAACCCCCUCUGGAUUUAGGUAAUCAGCUAGUUAGGACCGUCAUCACUAGUCUGGAUCCAUAGGAAACAACUGCUCAGUCUGUCUUAUCUAGCCUACUGUAUAUCAACCAAUCAUCCCACUUUGACGUUUUACAUGUUCACUCUGAGAGGUUAUUCUGUAGUUGUGUACUGUAGAUCUGAUUCUUCUCACCUCUCACUCUUGUUCUCUACCUCAGUUCUUGGUCAACACAGAUUUUGACUACAGCCUUUCCAAGUCCUGUGAGUCUCUCCACAGUGCAGUGGAGCUAUGUCUUCUGGAGCCUACCCCAGUCCUGGAGCCAACCCCAGCCCUAGACACUCUCCCCGAGACUCAGCCUCUUGGCAACAGCAUCCACCCAGAUCAUCACGCCCUGGGCUUGUCCAUCCAUACAGAUCCUGAGCCCUUAAGCCUGGUCAACCAUGGGAACUUCUCAGAGUCCGGGCCAGGGACAGGAUUGGCCCAGUCAGACCCCUCGGAGGGCCGACGGAGGCUCUCGCUGCCAGGGAAACGCACAGCUCUGGACCUGGAGAGCCCCUGGGCUACUGCACACAGAUACAGCUCUGACCCUGGGAGUUAG